Molecule: messenger RNA, 1930 nt
Organism: Trifolium pratense (red clover)
Lineage: Eukaryota; Viridiplantae; Streptophyta; Magnoliopsida; Fabales; Fabaceae
Product: cytochrome c oxidase assembly protein COX11, mitochondrial
Exons: 8
Coding region: 344-1204 (286 amino acids)
Cellular component (GO): mitochondrial inner membrane
Molecular function (GO): copper ion binding
Source: RefSeq, a predicted model, not a curated record
GAUAAAAGCCUAAAAGUUAAUUUGAAGAAGAAAAAAUGAUUGUUUUACGAGGAGUAUAAUACUUCUUGGGUAAUUACAAAAACCCCCUAAAAAUCCCAUCCUCUCUCAGAUUCUCUCUCAACCUGGCUCUCACCGUCUCGAACUCAUCUCACCGCUCACCUCCCUACUCCGCCGCCGUUGGUUCUCUCUAGCAGUCAGUCUCGCGUAUCACCUUGCUGCACCACCAGCUCUUCUCUUUCGCGUCUCACCUUGCUCUGCCGCUCGCCAUCACUGAUUCGCUUCGAGUUCGAUAACAGAUUGUACUGAAUGUUCUGUUAUUGUAGUGAAAUUAGUGUUGUUAAUCAUGGUAUGGUCAAGUAUAAGUAGGAGAAUUCAUCUCUCGCCAUACGUUAGGGCUUUACGAAAUUCCCCGGAAUUCAGGGGCCGAUAUGUUUUCCAUGAAGGACCGGGUUAUAACGUAAUUACUCCUAGUACUGAAUUCCAGCGCAGUUUCUCUUGUAAAAUACGGCCGUCAAGGUUUAAGCAGGAAUUAAGUAGAGCGUCAUUCCAUCAGUAUUACCGAUCCUCGGCUUUUGUUUCACAGAAUGAUCGAAGGUUGUGUUCCAUGCCUGGUUUUCGACACUUCUCAUCAUCAUCAUCUCAUGCAUCCACAGAGCAAAAAUCACAAAAGAUGCUUAUUUAUUUGACAGGCUUGGUGUUUGGAAUGGUUGGAUUGUCAUAUGCUGCAGUUCCCCUUUACCGGAGAUUUUGCCAAGCAACUGGCUAUGGGGGAACUGUUACCCGGCGUGAGAGUGUUGAAGAAAAGAUUGCAAGGCAUGAUAGCAAUGAAACAGUCACUUCGAGGGAAAUUGUGGUGCAGUUCAAUGCUGAUAUUGCUGAUGGAAUGCCGUGGAAGUUUGUUCCAACACAGAGAGAGGUUAGGGUGAAGCCUGGAGAAAGUGCCCUCGCAUUUUAUACCGCCGAAAACAAAAGUUCUACUCCGAUAACCGGUGUUUCUACAUAUAAUGUCACUCCUAUGAAGGCUGGAGUUUACUUUAAUAAAAUACAAUGCUUCUGUUUCGAAGAGCAGCGACUGCUUCCUGGAGAGCAGAUUGACAUGCCUGUAUUCUUUUAUAUUGACCCAGAAAUUGAGGAAGAUCCUAAAAUGGACGGUAUCAAUAACAUAAUAUUAUCGUACACUUUCUUCAAGGUUUCUGAAGAAUAGGACCAUCUUGAACAUAGGACUUAAAUAACGGGUGUCGCUACAUUUCAACGGGCAUAAGAAACUCUGAAGCUCAAGUUUGUGUUACCUGUUUUUGGCGACCAAUGAAGGAUUAUACUUCAUAUUGUAAUUUGUUUUACAAUUAAACACUUAAUGUAAUCUUCGAAAUAUCAUUCUCUCCAAUUUAGUCUCUAAAGUAAAUAAAAACAACGAGUAGCUCCUAAAAUUAAUGAAAUCCGUCACUUUAGUCCAUGGUGUGAAAAUGCUAAGACUAAUGGAACGGAUUCUCGUAUACUUUAGAGACUAAAGUGACAAAUUUUAUAUACUUCAUGGAUUAUUUAUUUUUACUUUUCUUGGUUUCAUUUUUUAAUAUACUUUUGGGACUAAAUUGGAGAAAAUGUGAUAUUAUACUGACAAAAUUAAUGGUGUAUUAUUUGUUUUUACACUAUGUUUCUAAAACAAUCCUUGUGACUAGGUUUUGAAGGUUCCAGGGAAUCAUUCAUUACUCGCUAAAUCAGUGUUGUUGUUUAGUGUUAGUUUACUGUGUCAUGCGAAUUGUUAAUGCAACAGGUCAUGUGUUGGGACAUACCCUGUUGUUACAGUCUAGUGAUAUGAUUGUGGAGAUUUUAUGUGAAAUCCUGAGUUUGAACUCGGAUCUGGUGAAAUUAAAAACCUUUAAGUGCAUGCUGUCUUUUAUGCAUUUAUACACAGAAUAAUAGUAUUUUUUUU